Zymoseptoria tritici IPO323 is the source of this 327-nucleotide messenger RNA. RefSeq lists its product as uncharacterized. The transcript has a single exon. The record is from RefSeq and is a predicted model, not a curated record. The coding region runs from base 1 to 327 and encodes 108 amino acids. NCBI's taxonomy places the organism in Eukaryota, Fungi, Ascomycota, Dothideomycetes, Mycosphaerellales, Mycosphaerellaceae.
AUGAAGAGGAUGGGCUUCUGGCAUGCUUUGUCGAUAUUUCUCCCUCACAUCCGUACUCAAACAGAGGAGUUCCUGUUCCGCAUCUCCGCCUCUUCCUUUCAUCUAAUCUCUCGCAACCUCACCGCGCUCGCGUCUGAGACAUACGACCGCUACUUGCCUGCUCAUCACCACCGCUGCAAAGCUCAAGUAUGCCCGGCUACCUCGUAUCCGAAUCCACCUCCCGAUAACAAAUCCGACAGACUUGCAUUUCGACAACCGAGAAUGUUACUCCAAUUCCUUGCUAUCCUCGCCGCCGCCAUGGCUCUGGUGAGCACCGAGACUCUUUAA